Cryptomeria japonica (Japanese cedar) is the source of this 1209-nucleotide messenger RNA. RefSeq lists its product as uncharacterized. Bases 524 to 1063 code for a protein of 179 amino acids. Lineage: Eukaryota; Viridiplantae; Streptophyta; Pinopsida; Cupressales; Cupressaceae. The record is from RefSeq and is a predicted model, not a curated record. The transcript has a single exon.
UCUUAAAUUCACAUCAGUUUCUGCCACUGCAGAAAACGUCUGGAAACUAAAAAUAGACACCCGGAAGCAAAAACAGCAUGUUCCCCGCAGUUUUAAAUUUAGCCGUUUGUUGCGCCACUUGUAUUAAAACCCUUGCGCACGCCUUAAGAAACGCAGCCAUGAUUAAUCUCAAGUACCUGCAACUGAUCUGGAGAACCCAAAACCCAAAUCUUUAAAACACCCCACUGAAAAAGCCCCAAAAACCAUUGAUUGUAGCGAGCAAUCGCAAUAAUGAACUCAAAGUCCGGGCCAAAAUAGCUUCUUUAUUCACAUGCCCCUGCACGUAGUAACUGACCCGACAACGCCAUUGAGACCGUGUUGCAGAAAAUAACGCUCGCAGCCCCUUUUCAUCCACUGCAUAACGCCCGAGACCAUUCCAAUUACUCCACUCAAAUCCUGUAUAUGUACAAAUUUCUAUAAAUUCAGGGAAUCACCCGGCUUUAAUGCAUCUGUCAGAAGCAUUCAAUCUUCUGUUUCGGUAGCCAUGGAAGAUUCCCAGGUCGGAAUUGACAGCAAAUUCUUGAAUCGUCUGUUAAGCAAGGAAUCGAAAUUAGGGUGCUCUUCCAGAGCUCUGUAUUACGCUGCCCCUGGGGCUGUUCCAUUUGGGUGGGAAUCUGAGCCUGGGACGCCCAAACAUCGGUUAAAUUUGGGGGAGGAGAAAUUACCAGCGGCUCCUCUCAGCCCGCCGCCAAGCCUGCACAAGGUCGGAUCCCGAUCGAAGCCCUGUUUGCCAGAUUCGUCGCCGAAUUGGCCUCUGAAAUUGUCCGGAAAGUUUUCGGCUUCGAAUUUGUCUCUGAAAUUGUCCGGUGCUUUUCAAAUUGUGAAGGGGAAAAUGAGGGUUUUGAGGUCGCAGAAUAGGGUUUUCGCGCAGGAAGAAGAGCGCCGGCACAUUUGGAGGCGGCGCUCCAAAUCCUGCGAGAAGAAGAGCAAUGGCGGUGGGGAAAAUAGGGAUUAUUCUGUUUGCCGCCGUUGGAUGCCUUCUAGUCUGAAGAAAAUGGCGUUCCUUUCUGUAUAUGAUAAGUAAAGUUUAAGGCCUGUUGAUUGAGUUCUGUAAAACUGGUUUAUCAAAUUGUUCUGUCAGGAGCUUCAGCUUUUAUGGCCUCUGAAUAUGAGCAAUAAUAAAUGAUAAUGUGCAGAAUGCUGUCAGGCAUCCUGAUCGAUUACUACCUA